UAAGACUACAAAAUUAUAGUCUCAACCAAAAACCUCACUAUACACACACUCUUCUUUCUUUCUAUUUUUUGCUUCUCUCAUUCUCUUUCUUCCUUGUUCUUCAUGUCUGAUGAACAUAGACAACCCUACUUCCAAAACUUUAUGUUAGAUAAUAAUAAUUAUCAUCAAAAAACAGAUCAAGGAUCUAUUAAUAACAUGUUUUGUGAAAAACAAUUUUCUACAAAUCCUAAUUUAGGUUCAUCAUAUGAUUGUUUUGAUCCAUCAUCUUAUAAUAUGAGUUUCACUGAAUGUUUACAAGGAGAAAACAUGGAUCAUCACUACAAUUCAUCUUCACUCGUGAAUAAUUCUCCUUUUGGAGUAUUAUCUCCUUCUUCCUCGGAAGUUUUUUCAUCUGUUGAUCAAGGGAAUAAUCAAAAGCCGGACAUAGUUGGUGGUGAAACCCUUCUUAACUCGUCUAUCUCUAAUUCAUCAUCUUCUGAAGCCGGAGGAGGAGGAGGAGGAGGAGCAGAAGAAGAAGAUUCCGGCAAGAAAAAGAAAAACAUUGGACAAGUUAAAGAAGAACCAGGACAAGAAACCACUAAAAAUGGGAACAACAAGGUGGAGAAGAAGAAAGGAGAGAAGAAACAAAAGGAACCAAGAUUUGCUUUCAUGACAAAGAGUGAAGUUGAUCAACUUGAAGAUGGUUAUAGAUGGAGAAAAUAUGGACAAAAAGCUGUCAAAAAUAGUCCAUACCCUAGGAGCUAUUACAGGUGUACAACACAAAAAUGUACAGUGAAAAAACGCGUAGAAAGAUCAUAUGAAGACCCAACAACUGUGAUAACAACAUAUGAAGGUCAGCAUAAUCAUCCUGUCCCCACUUCACUUAGAGGCAAUGCGGCUUCAAUGUUCACACCUUCUCAUUUGCUAUCAACACCCACCCCUUUUACAUCAACCGGGUCAAACUAUAAUUUUCCUCAAGAACUUCUUCUCCACAUGCACCAUCACAACAACAAUAAUCAAUCAACAACAUAUGCUACUAGUAAUGCUUCUUCCAUUUAUUCUUCAUCACAACACAAUAAUAUUAACAACUCUCUUUUUCAACAAUAUCAACAACAAGUACUUCCUAAUCAUGAUCAAUUUGGACUUCUUCAAGAUAUUGUACCUUCCAUGUUCCUUAAUAGGUCCAACCAUAACUAAUUAAUCCAUAUCCAUCUAUAUAUAUAUAUUUUAUGCACUCUCUCUAUAUUUGUACAUAUAGUUAUAUAGUUAGUUAAUUAUGAAUACUUACUUAAUUACUAUGACUUCUUCUAUAGCUAGCUAUAGGAUGAAAUAUGGUAGUAAUUGGUAAGUGGGAAGUUUUAUUUAUUUUAAGGAAAAAUUACUUAGUACUUAUGUAUUAUUUAAUCCUAGGGAGAGGUUAUUAGAAGAGAAGAAUAUGUAUUUUUAUGCAUAUAUGCAUGCAGCUUUGGCAGCCCAUUUAGUUGGGAUUUUCAUGCUAUAUAUGUGGACUAGUACUACUACUGAGUAUGUAAUGUAACAUCCAUCCAUGACAUUAUUGAGAUGUUUUAAUUAAUCAAUUACUUUAUAUAUGGAUUAGACAGAUGAAGAAAAAUGUUAUAGUAUUCAAUUUUGUUUUGAUUUUAUUUAAA
Molecule: messenger RNA, 1628 nt
Organism: Trifolium pratense (red clover)
Lineage: Eukaryota; Viridiplantae; Streptophyta; Magnoliopsida; Fabales; Fabaceae
Product: WRKY transcription factor 28-like
Exons: 3
Coding region: 103-1176 (357 amino acids)
Biological process (GO): regulation of DNA-templated transcription
Molecular function (GO): sequence-specific DNA binding; DNA-binding transcription factor activity
Source: RefSeq, a predicted model, not a curated record